UUCCGUCUGUCAGCUGGUAUACUUCCGGGAGAGAAACUAAGACAACAGUGGAGCUUUUACAAAACAACUACAAGUACACCAAAAUAUAUAUUUACACGUACGUCGUUUGACAACCAAAGACAGAGUAUCAAUAUGUUCUCCUUCCAUGUGUUCGACCACCCCAUGACCCGGGGCUUUCAGAACCGCUUCUCCACUCAGUACCGGUGCUACUCGGUGUCCAUGCUGGCCGGACCCAACGACCGCUCCGACGUGGAGAAAGGAGGCAAAAUCAUUAUGCCACCCUCAGCUCUUGACCAACUCAGCAGGCUUAACAUCACUUACCCAAUGCUGUUCAAGCUGACCAACAAGAACUCAGACAGAAUGACGCAUUGUGGUGUUCUGGAGUUUGUGGCGGAUGAGGGAAUCUGUUAUCUUCCACACUGGAUGAUGCAGAAUCUCCUGCUGGAGGAAGGUGGUCUGGUCCAAGUGGAAAGUGUCAACCUCAUGGUGGCCACUUAUUCAAAGUUCCAGCCCCAGAGUCCUGAUUUUCUGGACAUUACAAACCCAAAGGCAGUACUGGAGAAUGCACUGAGAAACUUUGCAUGCUUGACAACUGGUGAUGUCAUAGCCAUCAACUACAAUGAAAAGAUCUAUGAGCUGCGAGUGAUGGAGACCAAGCCUGAUAAAGCAGUAUCCAUUAUUGAGUGUGAUAUGAAUGUGGACUUUGACGCUCCUUUGGGUUACAAAGAGCCUGAGCGACGACCCCACCACCAGGAAGAACCAACAGAGGAAGAGGGAGACCCCAGCAGUUAUACUGACAUGGACAUGGGAUUCAGAGCUUUCACCGGCUCAGGCAAUCGUCUGGAUGGUAAAACAAAAGGGAUUGAGCCCAGCCCUGCCCCUCUUGGUCCAAGUGACAUCAGAAGAGGCAUUCCAAACUACGACUUCAAAGUUGGCAAGAUCACCUUCAUCAGAACCUCAAGGCCUCUGCCCAGGAAACUUUUAGAUGACGAUGAUGCCUUGAACAGAUUCAUUGCCUUCUCUGGAGAAGGACAGUCACUACGCAAGAAGGGCAGAAAGCCUUGAAGAAUUACAAACGAAGAGUUUACAUUAUGCGACACCUGCAACAGCAAAGUUAAAUAACUGACUAUUGUUGAGAGGAACUGGGGUUUUAGCUUUCUCUGUCUUAAAUUGAAGCUUUGCUGUUGACUUUUGAUUAUAGUUUGUGAUUAAAACUCUUGACAGUAGUAUUUUGCUCAAAUGAAAGUGAGCUGCUUAAAACUGUCUGUUGAAAUUUGGUAUGUACAAGUUCAGGGUAACAUACUUGAGCCGGGCAGAAAACAUUAUAUUAUCAACACAAAAAAAACAAAACGUAAUUAUUGUAAUGGGGUAAAAGAGUGUUCAGUUACUUUUGACUUUCAGCACAGUGUGGUUUGUGGAAUUGUUACACUUUUUUACAAUUCAUCUUAAAUAUGCUGUACCCUGAAUCCCAUUUUGGUGAUCAAAUGGGAGCAAUAAUAAUUUUCUUUUAAGUAUAAUGGAAAAAUAUUUUACUUUUGAAGAUUUUUUUUUUGUGAAAUAUUCAUUUGUUGUUUUUUUGUUUAUUUAUAGAAAAAUAAAAGAUUGUGUUUUGGAAUUGUCAUAA
Messenger RNA from Cololabis saira (Pacific saury), 1624 nucleotides. It is a transcript of the gene ufd1l, whose product is annotated as ubiquitin recognition factor in ER associated degradation 1. Gene Ontology annotation, cellular component: VCP-NPL4-UFD1 AAA ATPase complex. The transcript is spliced from 12 exons. Bases 133 to 1065 code for a protein of 310 amino acids. Lineage: Eukaryota; Metazoa; Chordata; Actinopteri; Beloniformes; Belonidae. Gene Ontology annotation, molecular function: polyubiquitin modification-dependent protein binding. The record is from RefSeq and is a predicted model, not a curated record.